GGAGCCGGGCUUCCCUGCGCACUCGCUGGCGCGCACGCAGCCAUGGCGGACCCCGAGCUGGAGCUGGUGGCGCGGCGGGUCCGCGCCUUCCCCGACUUCCCGGUGCCGGGCGUGCUGUUCAGGGACAUCUCGCCGCUCCUAAAGGACCCCGACUCCUUCCGCGCCUCCAUCCGCCUCCUGGCUCGGCAUCUGAAGGAGACGCACGGCGGUGGCAUCGACUACAUCGCAGGCCUGGACUCGCGGGGCUUCCUGUUCGGCCCUUCCCUGGCGCAGGAGCUGGGCCUGGGCUUCGUGCUCAUCCGCAAGCGUGGGAAGCUGCCGGGCCCUACCUUGUCAGCCUCGUACGCGCUGGAGUAUGGGGAGGCUGAGCUGGAGAUCCAGAAGGACGCCCUUGAGCCUGGACAGAAGGUGGUCAUUGUGGAUGACCUGUUGGCUACUGGAGGGACCAUGCGGGCAGCCUGUGAGCUGCUGGGCCAGCUGCAGGCCGAGGUGCUGGAGUGCGUGAGCCUAGUGGAGCUGACCACGCUGCGGGGCCGCGACAAGCUGCAGCCAGUGCGGGUCUUCUCCCUGCUGCAGUAUGACUGAGGGCAGCCAGAGCCUGUCACAGACCAGGAUCCCCAGAAGGGGAGCCUGCAGCACAGCCUCUGCAAGUUGGGGAACAAAGCCCAGUGGCCCUGCCUUUCUCCCAGCCCCCUGGGCAGGUUCUGAUCUUGCUCCGGGCUCAGGCCCCAUGCAGUAGCAGCCCUGUGUGCCGGUUCACGUCCCAGCCUCUGGUCUGGGAAAGCAGAGGACGCCGCCUCAAGGCCUCAGAGAUGCCCAGC
Ochotona curzoniae (black-lipped pika) is the source of this 821-nucleotide messenger RNA. It is a transcript of the gene APRT, whose product is annotated as adenine phosphoribosyltransferase. Gene Ontology annotation, cellular component: cytoplasm. Gene Ontology annotation, biological process: adenine salvage; AMP salvage. Gene Ontology annotation, molecular function: adenine phosphoribosyltransferase activity; adenine binding; AMP binding. NCBI's taxonomy places the organism in Eukaryota, Metazoa, Chordata, Mammalia, Lagomorpha, Ochotonidae. The record is from RefSeq and is a predicted model, not a curated record. The coding region runs from base 43 to 585 and encodes 180 amino acids. The transcript has 5 exons.